AUGGCUGCAUUCUCAAGUCAUGGUAAACUUGACAUUUUGAAACGUAAGGUGCAAAACGUAAAAAAGAAGAAUCUCGGCCCAUCUUCAGACACGAGCAGCUUUUUAAACCCCUCAUUGAAUGCUAUUAAUCGUCGUUCAUCUUUAUGUGAAGUAUGUCCCUCGCCUGCGAAAUCGCCGGGCCGCAACUCGAUGGUAGACUUCAGUCGGAAUGGACUGAUAACACCUCCAGCUGCAGUUCCAAUUUUCGGAGAUGACAGUACGUCGUUCGAUUCAAGAAGUACUUGGAUAACACUGAAUAGAAAUUCGUCAUCUAACUCGUUAACUUGUGAGAGACAUGGAAGGUUAGAAUCUCCAGUUGCUUCUCGCGCGCAUAGCAUCAUAUCAUCUGGCUUUGGCUCAACAAGCUCAACUAUUACCAACAGUCUGGAUCGCGCAUCUAUUGCACACACUCUUUCUUGUGAACAACUGUUAAGCAAAAUGAAUGAUCUACGUUUGGAACUGGCACAGAAAGAUGCAAAAAUUAGUGAUUUACAUGAUUAUAUUGGGAAGUUGCUGGCGAGAAUCAUAGAAAAAGAUCCAGAAAUAUUAGAAAUUGAAUCACCUGCUGGUAUUUUCUCCAACAAUACUUGA
Thelazia callipaeda (thelaziosis nematode) is the source of this 630-nucleotide messenger RNA. NCBI's taxonomy places the organism in Eukaryota, Metazoa, Nematoda, Chromadorea, Rhabditida, Thelaziidae. The record is from the annotation of a GenBank genome assembly.